Colletotrichum navitas is the source of this 2581-nucleotide messenger RNA. Its product is annotated as trehalase. The transcript is spliced from 5 exons. Bases 214 to 2253 code for a protein of 679 amino acids. The record is from RefSeq and is a predicted model, not a curated record. Gene Ontology annotation, molecular function: alpha,alpha-trehalase activity. Gene Ontology annotation, biological process: trehalose catabolic process. NCBI's taxonomy places the organism in Eukaryota, Fungi, Ascomycota, Sordariomycetes, Glomerellales, Glomerellaceae.
AAACUACCCCGCUCUUCUAGGUUUGCCAUUGCCUUCUCUUAAUUACUGACGAUCCCUCGUAACGUCGAACCCGUCCAAGCCUCAUCCCUUUUCUCCUAGCCAAGCUGCACUGGUAUUGUCGCCAGGUUCUCCCUUACGUUUUCUGCUCCUCUCGUCUCACACUACUUGUUGCUGUACGAAAGAUAGCUCUACUUGAGAGCUCUAUUGGAGGCCAUGAUCAAUAUCGCACUGGCCCUUACAGCUCUGUCUGUUUUGCCCCAGGCAGCUCAAGCUCUCUACGAGAAUGGCUCCGUCAUUGCCCCAUGUGACUCACCCAUCUAUUGUCAUGGCGAAAUAUUGAAGGAGAUCGAGCUGGCGAGACCGUUUUCUGACUCGAAGACGUUUGUCGAUAUGCCGGCUAUCAAAUCCCUGGAAGAUAUCCAAGCUGCCUUCAACAAACUGGCAAAGCCAUUAAGCAACAACACCGAGCUCAACGCCUUCCUGCUUGACAACUUCGCUCAGGCGGGCAACGAGCUCAAAGAAGUUCCGAAGGAGCAGUUGAUAACGGACCCGAAAUUUCUCAAAAAUAUCAACGACACUGUGAUCAAGGAGUUCUCCCAAAAGGUUAUCGACAUUUGGCCCGACCUCACCCGCACCUACGUCGGAUCGGGCGGCAACACUUCGUUUCCCAACAGUUUCAUUCCAGUCAAUCGAACAUUUGUGGUUGCUGGAGGGCGAUUCCGUGAGCCUUAUUAUUGGGACAGCUAUUGGAUUCUUGAGGGGCUAUUGCGGACAGGUGGUACCUUUACCGAAAUAUCCAAGAACACCAUUGAAAAUUUCCUCGACUUUGUGGAAAAAUUUGGCUUUGUACCCAACGGAGCUCGCGUCUACUACUUGAAUCGCUCACAGCCUCCGUUGUUGGCGCAAAUGGUGCGCCUCUAUGUGGAGUACACCAACGACAGGAGCAUUCUCGACAGGGCAGUUCCGCUUUUGAUCAAAGAACAUGAGUUCUGGACCACCAACCGAACUGUUGAAGUCCAGAAGGAUUGUAACACCUAUACUUUGAGCCGGUACGACGUGGUCAACACGCAACCUCGCCCUGAAUCUUACCGAGAAGACUACAACACUGCUACAAACAGGUCAUACUACUCAACAAGCGGAAUAAUAUACCCAGAAGUUGAGACUCUGAACGAGACCGAAAAGGCUCGUUUGUACGCCAACUUGGCUUCCGGCGCCGAAAGUGGCUGGGAUUACAGUUCUCGCUGGAUUGCUAGACCCGCGGAUGCGACGAGGGAUGUUUACUUUCCUUUGCGAUCUUUGAACAUUGUCGACACCGUGCCAGUGGAUCUCAAUUCCAUCCUGUACUGGAAUGAAAUAACCAUUGCGGAAUUUUUAACCUCUGCAGGCAAUGGCACUGGGGCGGCUGCUUGGACUCAACAGGCACACAAACGUAGUGAAGCGAUGUACAACCUGAUGUGGAACUCUACUUUAUCCAGUUACUUUGACUACAAUGUCACUGCGGGGGCGCAAAACAUCUUCAUCCCGAGAGAUGGCGAUGCUAUCGAUGUCGAAACUAACACUGCUGGGUCGGAGCAGCAAGUCGUCUUCUCUGUUGCUCAAUUUUAUCCUUUCUGGACGGGAGCUGCACCAGAUCACCUCAAAAACAACCCCUAUGCUGUAAAGGAAGCAUUCAAGCGCGUGGAGAAGUAUCUGGACAACAAAAAGGGUGGCAUCCCGGCCACAAAUCUCGUGACCGGGCAACAGUGGGAUCAGCCGAAUGUCUGGCCACCGCUGAUGCACAUUCUCAUGGAAGGAUUGCGCAAAACGCCCGCUACCUUCGGCGAAUCAGACCCCUCAUGGCGCGAAGUUCAAAGCCUUGCCCUUCGUCUCGGACAACGUUAUUUGGACUCGACCUUUUGCACAUGGUAUGCAACAGGAGGUUCCACGAGCGAGACCCCCCAAUUGCAGGGGCUGUCCGCCCAAAACGUGGGCACCAUGUUCGAGAAAUACGGCGACAACGCAACCAAUGUCGCCGGAGGUGGGGGGGAGUACGAGGUAGUCGAAGGCUUCGGCUGGACGAACGGCGUUCUGCUCUGGGCUGUCGAUGUGUUCGGAAACGACUUGAAGCGGCCAGACUGUGGAAAUAUCACAGCGGCAAGCGUCCACCCCGGAAAGAGGAGCUUGCCCCAACGUGCUGUUGAGUUGAACUACUACGAUGCAUCCUGGACUAAGAAGUUUGGCAGGCGCGCCUUGGAGGCGAAGAACAAGUCAUAAUGCCAGCGAGAAAUCAGUGGCGAUUGCUGUGCGCUCUCCGCCGUAGGGCAAUGGCGCCGCAGAGAUCCUCUUGGAUGCAAUGGAUUACCUUCCUGAUAUUACUACAUACUUUAUUUUGGAGAUAUCACCUAAUUUACUUACUGAGCGAAAUUCCUGUACUCGUGUUCUCCUCUCGUCACCAUUGUGUUCCAAGUAAUCUAAUACUCAGGGGUACGGAGGAAACCCCUUUACUGGAUGGGCUACGAACGACGAGGAAUAGUACCCAUGAAGAGAUCAAAUAGACACAACAUAUGAAUGAAUAAUCCAGAUAAAUAUACUGAGUUCGUCA